AAGUUUCCAGUCCUGUGAGAGCCGCCGGCCCCGCACACCGUGCCCGGACCCCGCCAUGCGGCCCCUGCUGCUCCUGGCCCCGCUGGGCUGGCUGCUCCUGGCCCCCGCGAAGGGCGACACGAAGCCGGAGGACAACCUCCUAGUCCUCACGGUGGCCACAAGAGAGACCGAGGGGUUCCGCCGCUUCAAGCGCUCAGCUCAGUUCUUCAACUAUAAGAUCCAGGCACUGGGCCUGGGGGAGGACUGGAGUGUGGAGCAGGGGGCGUCGACAGGGGGCGGGCAGAAGGUUCGGCUGCUGAAGAGAGCUCUGGAGAAGCAUGCAGACAAGGAGGACCUGGUCAUUCUCUUCACAGACAGCUACGAUGUGGUGUUUGCCUCGGGGCCCCGGGAGCUCCUCAAAAAGUUCCGGCAGGCCAAGAGCCAGGUGGUCUUCUCCGCGGAGGAGCUCAUCUACCCAGACCGCAGGCUGGAGGCCAAGUAUCCGGUGGUCUCUGAUGGCAAGAGGUUCCUGGGUUCUGGAGGCUUCAUUGGUUAUGCUCCCAGCCUCAGCAAACUGGUGGCCCAGUGGGAGGGCCAGGACAGCGACAGUGAGCAGCUGUUUUACACUAAGAUCUUCUUGGACCCAGAGAAGAGGGAGCAGAUCAACAUCACCCUGGACCACCGCUGCCGCGUCUUCCAGAACCUGGACGGAGCUUUGGAUGAGGUGGUGCUCAAGUUUGAAAUGGGCCACGUGAGAGCACGGAACCUGGCCUAUGACACACUCCCGGUCCUGAUCCACGGCAACGGGCCCACCAAGCUGCAGCUGAACUACCUGGGCAACUACAUCCCUCGGUUCUGGACCUUUGAGACGGGCUGCACCGUGUGUGACGAGGGCCUUCGCAGCCUCAAGGGCAUUGGGGAUGAAACUCUGCCCACGGUCCUGGUCGGGGUGUUCAUAGAGCAGCCCACGCCGUUCCUGUCCCUGUUCUUCCAGCGGCUUCUGCGGCUCCACUACCCGCGGAAACGGAUGCGGCUUUUCAUUCACAACCAUGAGCAACACCACAAGGCCCAGGUGGAGCAGUUCCUGGCAGCCCAUGGCGGCGAGUACCAGUCUGUGAAGCUGGUGGGCCCCGAGGUGCGGCUGGCCAACGCGGAUGCCAGGAACAUGGGCGCAGACCUGUGCCGGCAGGACAGGGCCUGCACCUACUACUUCAGCGUGGACGCAGACGUGGCCUUGACCGAGCCCAACAGCCUGAGGCUGCUAAUCGAGCAGAACAAGAACGUCAUUGCCCCUCUCAUGACCCGCCACGGGAGGCUGUGGUCCAACUUCUGGGGGGCAAUGAGCGCAGAUGGCUACUAUGCCCGCUCUGAGGACUACGUGGACAUCGUGCAGGGGCGGCGCGUUGGUGUGUGGAACGUACCCUACAUCUCCAGCAUCUACUUGAUCAAGGGCAGCGCCCUGCGGUCUGAGCUGCAGCACACAGACCUGUUCCACCACAGCAAGCUGGACCCAGACAUGGCCUUCUGUGCCAACGUCCGGCAGCAGGAGGUGUUCAUGUUCCUGACCAACCGACACACCUUUGGCCACCUGCUUUCCCUGGACAGCUACCAGACUACCCACCUCCACAGUGAUCUCUGGGAGGUGUUCAGCAACCCCGAGGACUGGAAGGAGAAGUACAUCCAUGAGAAUUACACCAAGGCCCUGGCGGGGAAGCUGGUGGAGACGCCCUGCCCCGAUGUCUACUGGUUCCCCAUCUUCACUGAGGCAGCCUGUGACGAGCUGGUGGAGGAGAUGGAGCACUAUGGCCAGUGGUCGAUGGGCGAUAACAAGGACAACCGCAUCCAGGGCGGCUAUGAAAACGUGCCGACCAUCGACAUCCACAUGAACCAGAUCAACUUUGAGCGAGAGUGGCACAAGUUCCUGGUGGAGUACAUCGCCCCCAUGACGGAGAAGCUCUACCCGGGCUACUACACCAGGGCCCAGUUUGACCUGGCUUUUGUGGUCCGCUACAAGCCCGACGAGCAGCCCUCGCUGAUGCCACACCAUGACGCCUCCACCUUCACCGUCAACAUUGCCCUGAACCGGGUGGGGGAGGAUUACGAGGGAGGGGGCUGUCGCUUCCUGCGCUACAACUGCUCCAUCCGAGCCCCCAGGAAGGGCUGGACCCUGAUGCACCCCGGGCGGCUCACGCACUACCACGAGGGGCUCCCCACCACCAAGGGCACCCGGUAUAUCGCCGUCUCCUUCGUGGACCCCUAACUAGCCAAUCCUGGCUCCCUCCGACUGUUCCUCCUUGCUGACAACCACUGCCCAGCAGCCCCUGGGGCCUUGGGGUCCCCAGGAACCCGGUUCAGCCUCCAGGCUCUUGACCUCCUGUUGCUCUUGGAAUGGCCAGAGACACAGCCAGCCAGAGACACAGCACCCCUGGGGCGGGCCUUUCUGAGGCCUGCAGUCCAGCCCCAGGAGACACGGAUCGCUUCCUGUUUUGUGACUCAUCCUCCCUGAUGAGCCCAGCCCCUCCUCCUCCAGGCUUUCCCAGGGCAGGACUUGAGCAGAGCAGGGCCACCCGCUGCUCACAGAGACUCCAGCUGGAGAAGCCGCCCCCAGAGCGCCUUGGUGGCCUGCAGCUCUGCAGAUUCUACUUAAAGCUUUGUGGCGUCACAGAGACCAGAACAGAGCCACGUUCCUACCCUGGGCCUGGGUCUUCUGAAGCCCCUUCCUCCUGGCUCUUGUCUUGAGAGCACAGCUUUGUCCCCUGGAGAGAGCAACUCAGAAAACCUCUCAGGGAACAGAAGAGACAUCAAUGCCACAGCAGCCACAUCCUCUACUUGAUCCUGCUGGGGGGGGGGCGGUGACAUGUCCACACUGCACUGGGCCACCCUGUCCCAAUGCCUCUGGAGAGAGGGACAAUCAGAAACAGGACAGUUCUAUUAAAGGUUGUUCAGACCACCGAA
Marmota flaviventris (yellow-bellied marmot) is the source of this 2934-nucleotide messenger RNA. RefSeq names its product procollagen-lysine,2-oxoglutarate 5-dioxygenase 1 (gene Plod1). Gene Ontology annotation, cellular component: endoplasmic reticulum. Gene Ontology annotation, biological process: peptidyl-lysine hydroxylation. Gene Ontology annotation, molecular function: L-ascorbic acid binding; iron ion binding; procollagen-lysine 5-dioxygenase activity. NCBI's taxonomy places the organism in Eukaryota, Metazoa, Chordata, Mammalia, Rodentia, Sciuridae. The record is from RefSeq and is a predicted model, not a curated record.